AUAUUUGCUGUCAUAUUACUGGUCUUUCGUUCUCGUCGUCUCCACCAAGUCUCUACACACAGUUGUCGGCAGACUUGAUUCCAGUAGUCAUUAAGAUGCCUUUCAUCGACGUACAGAGUAAUUUACCAGCCAGCUCAUUCUCUGAGGACUUUCUGAAGAAGCUGUGCUCCAGCGCCGCCGCUGCUCUGGGAAAACCCGAGGACAGGAUGAACGUGGUGGUGAAGCCUGGAUUGCCAAUGCUGAUAGCUGGCUCUUGCUCUCCGUGUGUGAUGCUGUCAGUGUCUGCAAUUGGUGUGACUGACACUGCUGACAAGAACAAGGAGCACAGUGCCAAGAUCUUUGAGUUUCUGACCAGAGAACUUGGUCUGACUGAAGAAAGGAUUGUUAUUCAGUUCCAUGCACUGCAGCCUCACCAGGUUGGGAAGAAGGGAACCGUCAUGAGCUUCUUGUGAAGGAUGCAUCCCACAAUCUCAUUCCUAAAAGAAGAAGACAGAUUAGAUCAGCAUUAAUCACACACUGAAGUAGAUCGAUAGUCAUUUUAAGGCCACUUACUGUAUUUUCAUGUCACAUCCAGGUGCACUGUCUGAACCAUGUUUUACACAUCUGUAGUUGUUCCUAAAACUGUAAAACAUGAUGUUUAAUGUUUUAUUUUUAAUGAUUAAAAGACCUGUGACUGUUAGCAUCCUGAAAUCACUUGUAAUACAUACUAUUGAAGGCCAUAGUAGAAGCAUAUGUAAUAAAAGAAAUUGACUUUAAAUCUCAGAACUUUGUCAUGUGGCCUUAUCCUUUUCUGUACAGAGGACUGCAAUUAAAUAUGUUUUCACUAAAGAAAUGGAUGAGAUGAA
Molecule: messenger RNA, 845 nt
Organism: Siniperca chuatsi (mandarin fish)
Lineage: Eukaryota; Metazoa; Chordata; Actinopteri; Centrarchiformes; Sinipercidae
Gene: ddt
Product: D-dopachrome tautomerase
Exons: 3
Coding region: 96-452 (118 amino acids)
Molecular function (GO): phenylpyruvate tautomerase activity
Source: RefSeq, a predicted model, not a curated record